This is a messenger RNA of Ictalurus punctatus (channel catfish), 820 nucleotides long. It is a transcript of the gene prdx4, whose product is annotated as peroxiredoxin 4. The record is from RefSeq and is a predicted model, not a curated record. Gene Ontology annotation, molecular function: thioredoxin peroxidase activity. NCBI's taxonomy places the organism in Eukaryota, Metazoa, Chordata, Actinopteri, Siluriformes, Ictaluridae. Gene Ontology annotation, biological process: cell redox homeostasis; cellular response to stress; hydrogen peroxide catabolic process. Gene Ontology annotation, cellular component: endoplasmic reticulum; cytosol.
CACGUUCGUCUGUCCCACUGAGAUCAUCGCCUUCAGUGACAGAGUCCACGAGUUUCACGCCAUUAACGCUGACGUCGUGGCCUGUUCAGUCGACUCACAGUUCACACACCUGGCCUGGAUUAACACACCCAGGAAACAGGGAGGACUCGGACCGUUGAAGAUCCCCCUGUUGUCUGAUCUCACACACCAGAUUGCUAAAGACUAUGGAGUCUAUCUGGAAGACCAGGGACACACACUCAGAGGUUUGUUCAUCAUUGAUGAUAAAGGUACACUGCGUCAGAUCACCAUGAAUGACCUGCCUGUAGGACGCUCAGUGGAUGAAACACUCCGUCUGGUGCAGGCCUUCCAGUACACUGAUAAACAUGGAGAAGUUUGUCCAGCUGGAUGGAAACCUGGCAGUGACACGAUUAUCCCUGAUCCCUCGGGCAAGCUGAAGUACUUUGACAAACUGAAUUAACUUCCUGGUUUGUUUUAAUAACAGAAAAAAAAGAUUUUGAUGGAUUUGUGUUUUGUUUAAAACAAUGUCUUGAUUUGUAUAUCAGCAGUGUGUGUGUGUGUGUGUGUGUGUGUGUGUGUGUGUGUGUGUGUGUGUGUGUGAGAGAGAGAGAGAGAGAGAGAGAGAUCUGUGUGACUCUCCUGCACAUUUUACUUUUACCUUUGUGUGUGAGUGAGAUAGAAACACACACACACACACACACACACACACACACACACACACACUUUUCAUAACUGACUGAGUAAACACACACCUCUGUGACCUGAAUGAUAUCAUUUAUGUCUGAUAAAUAAUGAAAUAAAAGUUGUCGUUUGUCCCGUUGGA